Penicillium concentricum is the source of this 816-nucleotide messenger RNA. Its product is annotated as dienelactone hydrolase family protein. Gene Ontology annotation, molecular function: hydrolase activity. Bases 1 to 816 code for a protein of 271 amino acids. The record is from RefSeq and is a predicted model, not a curated record. The transcript has 6 exons. Lineage: Eukaryota; Fungi; Ascomycota; Eurotiomycetes; Eurotiales; Aspergillaceae.
AUGCUGAUCCAAGAAUCCUAUCAUGAUGUCCCCACUAAAGCGGAUGGACAGGGGACGAUGCGCAUCUAUGUCUUCCACCCGACAAUUCCAGGCUACCCAAAAGCCCGCUUCCCCGGAGUCGUAGUUUUCAGCGAGAUCUACCAAGUAACGGGCCCCGUGGCACGCUUUGCACGCCAGAUCGCAGGCCAGGGCUAUAUCUGUGCUGCUCCUUCGAGCUACCAUGAAUUCACUGGUCCGGAACCUCUGAAGUAUGACGCAGAGGACACAGACAAGGGGAAUGCAUGGAAGAUUGGCAAGAAACUUGCCGCUUAUGAUGAAGAUGCUAGUCUCAGCGUGGAUUAUCUGCUCUCGCUGCCCACUUGCAACGGCCGAGUUGGUGCCACGGGCAUGUGUCUGGGUGGCCAUUUGGCCUAUCGUUGCGCGCUAGAUAGCCGGGUCAAGGCGAGCGUGUGUUACUUUGCCACGGAUAUCCACAGCAAGACCCUUGCCCUGGGUAAGAGUGAUGAUAGUUUGGAGAGAGCUGGGGACAUCAAGGGUGAGAUGCUAAUGAUUUUCGGCAAAAACGAUAACCAUGUCCCGCCGGAGGGCCGGGAUCUCAUCCGCAAGACUCUGCAUGAAAAGGGCGUCUUGUUCGGCUUCUAUGAAGUCGCUUGGGCGCAACAUGCCUUUAUCCGUGAUGAGCUCAGCAAGGGUCGUUAUGAUCCAGCUAUCACCAAGGUCUGCUUCGAGAUGCUGCUUGAGCUGUUUGGGCGCACCUUGAAGCUGGAUCUGGGCGAGCAUGAUGGGCAAAACUUGGUGAUUGAGGAUGUGUGUUAA